AUGAUGGCUAUGAAUAGAGGAAUAGGAGGAGGAGGAGGAGGAGGAGGGUCGUUUUCACAGGGAAACAGUGAAGGUUGUGGAGGAGAUGAUCUAUAUAUGGAGUUAUGGAAGGCAUGUGCAGGUCCACUAGUGGAUGUUCCCAAGCGUGGGGAAAGAGUAUUUUAUUUUCCUCAGGGUCAUAUGGAACAGUUGGAGGCAUCAACAAAUCAGGAAUUAAAUCAGACGGUUCCUUUGUUUAAUCUGCCUUCGAAGAUUCUCUGUCGUGUUAUUCAUACUCAGCUGCUGGCUGAACAAGAUACAGAUGAGGUUUAUGCACAGAUUACUUUGCUGCCUGAAUCAGAUCAAACUGAACCUACAAGUCCUGAUUCAUGUCCAUCUGAGCCUCCAAGACCUACAGUUCACUCGUUCUGCAAGGUGUUGACUGCCUCUGAUACGAGCACCCAUGGUGGAUUUUCUGUUCUUCGUAAACAUGCCACCGAAUGCCUUCCUCCACUGGAUAUGACCCAGCCAACCCCAACUCAGGAAUUGGCUGCUAAGGAUCUGCAUGGUUAUGAAUGGAGAUUUAAGCAUAUUUUCAGAGGUCAACCAAGGAGGCACUUGCUCACCACAGGUUGGAGUACAUUUGUUACCUCCAAGAGAUUAGUUGCUGGGGAUUCGUUUGUCUUCCUCAGAGGAGAGAAUGGGGAAUUGCAUGUUGGGGUGAGGCGUGUUGCUUGCCAACAGAGCAGCAUGCCAUCAUCCGUGAUUUCCAGUCAGAGCAUGCACCUUGGAGUUCUUGCAACGGCUUCUCAUGCUGUUUCAACUCUAACUCUCUUUGUGGUAUAUUAUAAGCCAAGGACGAGCCAGUUCAUCAUAAGCUUGAACAAAUAUUUAAAGGCUGUUGGCAAUAAGUUUGCAGUUGGCAUGAGAUUCAAGAUGAGGUUUGAAGGCGAGGAUUCUCCUGAAAGAAGGUUUUCGGGAACAAUUGUUGGGGUUGAAGAUUUUUCUCCUCAUUGGAAUGAUUCUAAAUGGCGAUCACUGAAAGUUCAAUGGGACGAACCUGCUUCUAUUCCAAGACCUGAUAGGGUUUCACCUUGGGAGAUAGAACCCUGUGUGGCAUCAGUACCGACAAACCUGUCUCAACCAGUUGCACAAAAAAAUAAAAGGCCCCGACCUCCAAUUGAAAUUCCAGCUCUUGAUUUAUCUUCAACUGCAUCAACUCCUUGGAAUUCUGGAUUGACACAGUCCCAUGAUUUAACUCAACUGAGUGUUACCGGUGAAGGCAAAAGAAAUGAAAAUAACGUGAUGUGGCAUCAAAAACAGAUUGAUAUUAAUGGUCAUAGCAACUCUCUGACAAGGACUCAGGCUGAAGGGGGCUGGUUAUCUUCUCCUCACGUGAAUGUUUCUCAGCAUCUUUUUCCGGAUGUCAUGGAGGAUAGCAAAAGUGCUUCCCCUUGGCCUGUAUUCUCAGGCUAUUCAACUCCCCUCUCGUCUAAAUCGAAGAAUGAUCCAAUCCCUGACCCAUCUGAUAAGGGGAGGAGAACUGAGGUGCCUACUAGUUAUCGAUUAUUUGGCAUUGAUCUCGUAAAUCAUUCCACGAGCUCAACUCCUAUUGAAAAAGUGCCUGAACAGCCGAUCAGUAUAUGUAGUGGUGCCACCGAAGGACAUGUUCUUGGUUCAUUGUCUGCAGUUGAUUCUGACCAAAAAUCUGAAGUUUCCAGGGAAAAGAAACCAGAACAGUUACAGAUAUCACCAAAAGAAAUUCAGAGUAAGCAAAGUUCUAUUUCCACUAGAAGUCGCACAAAGGUUCAAAUGCAGGGGAUUGCUGUUGGUCGGGCCGUGGACUUGACCACGCUAAAGGGGUAUGGUCAGCUUAUAGAUGAGCUGGAGCAGUUAUUUGACAUUAAGGGACAGCUUCACCCUCGGGAUAAGUGGGAAAUCGUCUAUACUGAUGACGAAGGAGAUAUGAUGCUUGUCGGUGAUGAUCCAUGGCCUGAGUUCUGUAACAUGGUGAGAAGAAUCUUUAUAUGCUCAAGUCAGGACGUCAAAAAGAUGAGUCCGGGUAGCAAACUUCCCAUGGAAGGUAGGGUUGGGGUCAUUGAAGCUGUUAGAGGCCCAAGUGUGGCCUCCCCUGAAUUUCACACGCUUGUGGAGAAAUAG
This is a messenger RNA of Dovyalis caffra, 2139 nucleotides long. The record is from the annotation of a GenBank genome assembly. Lineage: Eukaryota; Viridiplantae; Streptophyta; Magnoliopsida; Malpighiales; Salicaceae.